Messenger RNA from Rhodamnia argentea, 1110 nucleotides. RefSeq names its product probable BOI-related E3 ubiquitin-protein ligase 3. The coding region runs from base 1 to 930 and encodes 309 amino acids. Gene Ontology annotation, molecular function: ubiquitin-protein transferase activity. Lineage: Eukaryota; Viridiplantae; Streptophyta; Magnoliopsida; Myrtales; Myrtaceae. The record is from RefSeq and is a predicted model, not a curated record. Gene Ontology annotation, biological process: regulation of programmed cell death. The transcript has 4 exons.
AUGGCGUGGCUAAAACAACGUAGUUUUGGCCCAAAUAACCAGAUCUGGCCCGCAGCGGCGGGGACGACGACGCGUAGUCCUGCUGCGGCGUCUGGCGGAGGCAGCGGCGGCGGCGGCGGAGGGCGUGCGGGGAGAGGGGUCGGGGAUGGUGCUGCUGCCGUCCGGGCUGCUGUGCCUGUGCGCGGCGUAAGAGCCGAGCCGCCAGGACUGCCCGGCGUGCGGUUCGGCGGUCAUGGCGAGCGUGCCCGUGAGUCGGUCAUCCGAAAGCCAAGAAACAGAAGCGACUCUGAGAUUACUCGUCACAAGAUGAGCCUGGCGUCGCCGUUUCUGGGGCACGAUGUCGCGUUCGAGAUCCAACGGCACCAAUUGGAGAUCGACCGUUUGAUUUCCCAACAUACACAGAUGUUGAUGUUGGAAGUAGAAGUGAGAGUGAAGCAGCAAUACGAAGCGCUGCUCUUGUCGAUCCACGACUCGGUCGCCAGAAAACUCAAGGAAAAAGACACAGAAAUCCGGAAAAUCUGGAAAUCGAAUUUGCUGCUCCAAGAAAAAGUGAAGUUCCUGGCGGCGGAGAACCAGAUCUGGCGGGGCCUCGCCCAGACCAACGAGGCCGCCGCCAACUCCCUCCGCUCCGACCUCGAGCACGCCCUCGCCCGCGGCGGCGGCGGGGUCGACGACGCGGAGUCCUGCUGCGGGAGCAACGAUCCCGGGAGGGCGGGAGCGGACUGCGGCGAUGCGGCGGCGGAAUCGGGGAGGGGGUGGCGGUGGUGCGGGGCGUUCGGGCAGAGGGAGUCGCGGGUGGUGCUGCUGCCGUGCAGGCACCUGUGCCUGUGCGUGGCGUGCGGGCCCAGCCACCGCGACUGUCCGGCGUGCGGCUCCGGGGUCACGGCGAGCGUGCACGCGAAUCUGUCGUCGUCGUCGUCGUCGUCGUAACGGUCGGAAGCGGCCUGGGCUGGAAAGGUGAAAAGGAGAGAAAUUAGGGGCGAAAAGGGGAAAAAGGAAAGAAUAAGGGGGAGGAAAGAAAAUAGUUUUUUUUUUUUUUUUGGAUAAGGUGAUUCUUUGAUAUCUUUUUAGUUGGAGAGUAAUGGGGAAAGCCAUCGAGAGGGAUGCUUU